AUUGUGUGUGCUCCAUGAGGUUUUGAUGGUGGUGGAGUGCAGAAAGGAAGGUUUAAGUGAGGUCAUCAUGCAUACUGCUGGUGCUGCUGGGACUCUGACUGAGCAGAUGGAAUUGUGGGAAAAGAUGAAAUGAGAGACAUGCACUUCAUCAACUGCAGAGUGUGUGCGUGCUUGCGUGUGUCUUGAUCUCUCCUCCCCCCCCCCCCCCCCCCCCUCUCUCUCUCUUUCUCUCUCUGCUCUCCAUUCUCCGCGGUCCUCUGGGCGUCCACUCAGCGGGGCUCCGGAGCAGCCGGCCGCCUUAUCUCAUCAUCUGCAGAUCCCCACUCCGGUGCCGCCGACAUGCUGUCAAUUGCCUGCCCUCCCUUCUCGCAUGGACUCGCAUCUGUCUAGCUUAUUUGUUCACCGGAUCUUUUGUCUGCAGACGGCGGGCGGGCUGAUGAUGUUCCGCCGCGGUGCCAGAUGCGCUGGCUGACUGAAGCUCAUAGUGGGGUGCUGAAAUGCCUCCAGCUCAGAGUGUCAGCUACCGGAAGCUGAAGGGUGAGAGAUUAAAAUGCUGAGAGACCACCGCUGAUUUUCUAUGGCGCUUAAACAUAUGUGAAUGAACCACCAUGGAAGAGGAAGAAGACAAUACUCUUGUAGCUGUCCAUUAUGCAGCUGUUUCUAUGGAUACUUGAGCAGAGUUGAUGAGUGUCCCGCAGAUGUUGGCAUAAGUCAUAAGGCAAGUCAUCAAUCAUGGCCAGACAAGACUUCCUCCACGGCUUCGACAUCAGCGCCCAUUUUGUUGACAUCAGGAUCCUCGGCGCCGGCGGUACAGGUCCGGUCCUGUCGGCCGUGGACCAGCACACCGGACGUCGUGUGGCCAUCAAGAAGUUGGCCAUGCGUGAUGCUGUCUCAGUGAAGCACGCGCUAAGAGAGGUGAAGAUUACCCACCGGCUGCGUCAUGAGAAUGUGGUCCGGGUAUACGAAGUCCUGGCGCCACACGGACAACCGCCUGCCAGAGACCCUGCCCAGCUCGGCGCCCUGUAUGUCAUCCAGGAGUGCAUGGAAACAGAUUUGGCUCGGGUGCUGGAGCAAGGAGCACUAUCGACAGGUCACGCCACAUUGCUGUUCUACCAGCUGCUGAGGGGCCUCAAGUUCAUCCACUCGUCCAAUGUGCUGCACAGAGACCUGAAGCCUGCCAACAUCUUCAUCAACACUGACCAACUGCUGCUCAAGAUCGGAGACUUCGGCCUGGCCCGGAUAGUCGACCCCCACUAUUCUCAUAAGGGCUAUCUGUCCGAGGGUCUGGUCACCAAGUGGUAUUGUUCCCCACGUCUGCUGCUGUCCCCUAAUAACUACACCAAGGCGAUUGACAUGUGGGCCGCAGGCUGCAUCCUGGCUGAGAUGCUCACUGGACGCAUGCUCUUUGCAGGAGCUCACGAGCUGGAACAGAUGCAGCUGAUUCUCGACACUGUGCCAGUAAUGAGAGACGAGGACAGACAGGACCUGUUACAGGUGAUGCCUUCGUGUAUUAAUCAUGGCUGGAAAGUCAAGAAGCCGUUUUCUGUGCUGUUGCCUGAAGUGAAUGCAGAAGCUGUGGACUUCCUGGAGCAAAUCCUGACCUUCAACCCCAUUGACCGUCUUACGGCCGAGGCGGCGCUGUCCCACCCCUUCCUGUGCCAGUACACUUGCCCUGAGGACGAGCCCACCUCGUCGCACCCCUUCCGCAUUGAGGAUGAACUGGAAGACAAUCUCGUCAUGGGACACAGUCUCAGCAACAGUCUGAGCCGGGCCUCCAGCAUCCACUGGGACAGCUUAUCAACAGAUGUGUGCUGGCCACAGUUAGGCGGGAUCUGUGGAUGCAUGCCUUCCGGUCACAUGACCUCAGAUAUUGAGAGCACGACAGAAGAAGAGGAAGUGCAGAGGGACCCGCGAGCCAGCUGCACCUCACUUCUAGAGGAGGCCCAGGUGGACCCACGUAAAUAUUCGCACAGCAGCUCCGCCGAACGCUACCUGGAGCACUCCCACUCCUCUCUGGACCGGGUUUGCGGUUUCAGCGAUCUGGAUUGCGGCCGCUCGUGCGACUACAAGGUGGGCUCGCCGUCCUAUCUGGGCCGGAUCGCGUGGCGGGAUGGCAAACCUCUGCACUACUCGGAACCCCGCCUCAUUCUGGAUUUAUCUCACUGGAAGCUCAACACAAGCACCCCACCAGAGCCCCUUCAUCCGCUCGGUGGAAGCGUGGAGGACGUGAGAGAGAUAAAAGUGGAAGACCAGGUUGCAGGAACUGGGACGGGGGAUUUAUUUCAAGAGAUCUCCCGCUGGGUGGAGAGCACCCAAUCCCGUCCGAGUCCAUCUCUGGAGCGGGACUCCUGCUACCCCUCUUCCCCACCUCUCCCGCCGUCCCCCACAGAGAUCCCGGACGUGGAGCCUCAUCACGUCACCAAUGAGGACAGCCCCUUUCCGCCCGUCACCCCUCCAUCUCUUUGCUCCCUCCAUCCCUCCACUCCCACCUCUCCUAUUCUUCCUCCUGAAACUCUCUCCACUACCACCACCUCCAAAUGCUCAGACGUCCAACCCGACGAAUCCCUUCCCGUCAAACAGAAAGAACGCUUCUUCGACUUGGACGUGUUCAUCGCCCGAGCGUUGAAGCUGUGCCGACAAACUAAGGAGAAAGUUGACGGGAAAGGGCGGCGGGAGGAGAGCAAACAAGUGAGCAUCAACUGAAGGUUUUUGUCUUCUUUGAACUUUCUUUCCGAGUACUGCAGUGUUCCCCCUCGUGGUUCAUCGUUUAUUCCACGUGAACUUUUUAGCUGUCGUAUGCUCUUUAUAGAUUUGUUGAAUCGCAUCUUAUGUGCAUUUGCAGUGCAAUGCUUCACCUUUUUAGUCUCAUGGAACUAUUUUGCAAUACACAGCACAAAACAACAAACUUUAACAGAACUCCUGAUGGAAACAACACAUUUGAACAACACAAACCCUUCAUUAUAUUAUUGGAAAUGCUAAUUUUAUGCAUCUCACGCUCAUAAGAAAAGACAUUCUAACAAGGUUCGUGCUGACGUGUGCCUAACCCUGAAAUGAGUUGCAUAUGCUUUAUCUUUUUCUCCAAGGGUGCAAUAAAGAUUGUUAUUAUUUACUAUAACUUCGGUCCACAAAACACAUGCAUUCAGUGUAAAAAUUGAUAAAGAGAAAACACAAGUUUUAUUUACAGUAGACAUACAACUCACAAGCACAGUUGGUAUUGUUGGAUUUUUAUUUUCUGUUAAAUAUUCAGUAAGGUGCUGCAAAGUCAACUAAUCUCACUGACUAUUCCGGUCCAAUGAGCACAUUUUGUUUUUUUUCCUGUAUACUUUCCACAAAACCAGCAAUAACGUCUCACGCACACAAAUUGAACACAUGGUUACUGAGCUCCUUUUCUAUUAAAUGAAGAAAUGCAGCAAUCGUACGUGCCUCUGUACAGCUCAAUGCUUCCCAGCUUGCUGAAUGUAAACACAGACCCCAAAUCGCAAUCUGCAUGCCUUGAGAGUAAUGCAAAUAUGUUUAACUUCACGUGUCCUUCCUGCAGGCUUUUUCUACUCUUUCAUUUUGGUAAAUAGGUUUGAAUGCUAAGUGCUGAUUGUUUUUGCAACUUUUUGUUGGGAAAAUAAUAAAAAUAAUACAAAACAGUU
Messenger RNA from Syngnathus acus (greater pipefish), 3641 nucleotides. RefSeq names its product mitogen-activated protein kinase 4 (gene mapk4). NCBI's taxonomy places the organism in Eukaryota, Metazoa, Chordata, Actinopteri, Syngnathiformes, Syngnathidae. Gene Ontology annotation, cellular component: nucleus; cytoplasm. The transcript has 11 exons. The record is from RefSeq and is a predicted model, not a curated record. Bases 733 to 2703 code for a protein of 656 amino acids. Gene Ontology annotation, biological process: cell surface receptor signaling pathway; intracellular signal transduction; protein phosphorylation. Gene Ontology annotation, molecular function: ATP binding; MAP kinase activity.